Penicillium taxi is the source of this 939-nucleotide messenger RNA. Its product is annotated as alpha/beta hydrolase. Lineage: Eukaryota; Fungi; Ascomycota; Eurotiomycetes; Eurotiales; Aspergillaceae. The record is from RefSeq and is a predicted model, not a curated record. Gene Ontology annotation, molecular function: hydrolase activity. Bases 1 to 939 code for a protein of 312 amino acids. The transcript has a single exon.
AUGGGUCUAGCUUAUGCUUAUCACAAGGCGAUCGCAUUAUUUCUUCGUGGCCUUGUUAAACCCAGACUUCACCUCAACCCAAAGCCAGAUGAAACAGUUUCUAUUCCAUCCCGCCAAAGCGACCGCACCAUUAAAACUCAUGUCUACAAAUCAGCUUCAAAGAAAACACCUAGUCCAGUUCUAGUAAAUUUCUGCGGAAGCGGGUUCGUCCUGCGCACAUUCGGGACAGAUGACGAAUACUGUCGAUUAAUCGCAGACCAAACAGAUUAUACAGUAAUCGAUGUUCAGUACCGACUCGCCCCAGAGCACCCGUUCCCAGCAGCAUUUGAAGAUGCAGAGGAUGUAGUGACCUGGAUAAGAUCGCAACCAGAUCGCUUUGAUCUAUCCCACCUGUCACUAUCAGGUUUCAGUGCGGGUGGAAACAUCGCCCUUGCAAUUUCUUCCUCAUCUUCAUUAUUCAAAUCGACAGAAAAGGGAAAUAUCUUCAAUACAGUCAUAUCAUUCUAUGGAAUUACAGAUAUGGCUCUGGAAACGCCGAUCAAACCCAUGCCCGAUACUUCCAAUUUCAUUAUGCGGAGGAUCUUUCCAUCUUUCUCGCAUCUGUGUCACAAAUGUCUUCUCAUGAAUGGUGCCGAUCCAACAGAUCUUCGAAUGUCUCCUGGGUCCGCUGACCCACAGAAUUUCCCAGAUCAUGUUUUGAUCAUAACAGCUGCGCAAUGCUCUUUUGCUAUCGAAGGUGAGAAGUUAGCAGAGAAAAUUGGUAGUUUAGAUGGUGGUAUAGAAGGAAAACUCACGGUGUGUUGCAGGAUGGAUGGCUGUGCUCAUGGGUGGGAUAAGGAGGUUGUUAGGGGCACCUCUCAAUGCAAGGCAAAGGAUGAGGCGUAUACUCUGGCAGUUGAAAUGUUGCAAACUGGCGUGAACCAGAAUAUUGAGGCUUAG